Messenger RNA from Girardinichthys multiradiatus, 3049 nucleotides. It is a transcript of the gene rbm5, whose product is annotated as RNA binding motif protein 5. The transcript has 25 exons. Gene Ontology annotation, biological process: mRNA splicing, via spliceosome. Gene Ontology annotation, cellular component: nucleus. Gene Ontology annotation, molecular function: RNA binding. Lineage: Eukaryota; Metazoa; Chordata; Actinopteri; Cyprinodontiformes; Goodeidae. The record is from RefSeq and is a predicted model, not a curated record. The coding region runs from base 189 to 2705 and encodes 838 amino acids.
UCUGCCCCAAUGCAUCUUGGGAUAAAGAAGGUUCUAUCGUCGUUUUUGUCGUCAGCAGUGCUCUAGCGUGAAAUGAGUUUAAUUUUUUGUAAUUUGUCGACUAUUUCUGUGGAAUAGAAAAAGUAAAAAUAGCAUUGUCCAAAAGAAAUAUAAAUCGAUUUUGCGGGAGUGACUAGUCCGUUGAGAACAUGGGUGCUGAUAAAAGGAUCAGUCGGACUGAGCGUAGCGGUAGAUAUGGUUCAGAGCAGUCCCGUGAUGAUCCAGACUGGCGAGACAGACGGGACAGAGAUCAAGAGCGUGAUCACAACUCACGGCGCUGGAGUGAAGAGAGGCGUGAUCGUUAUGAUGGAGACCGCAGAGGACCACGAGACAGUCCAGAGCAAAGAGAGAGGAAACGGCGGAACAGUGAUAGAUCAGAAGAUGGUUAUCACUCAGAUGGUGACUAUCAAGAGCAGGAUUAUAGACGUGAACCAGGGGAUGAGAAGAAGAGCAAAACUAUCAUGCUUGGGGGAUUGUCUUCUCACACUACUGAGGAGGAUAUUCGUUUUGCCAUUGACCAACUCGAGGGACCCCAGCCAGUAGAUGUCAGACUGAUGAAAAAGAGAACAGGUAUAAGCCGUGGUUUCGCCUUCGUGGACUUUUAUCACUUGCAAGAUGCUACCAGAUGGAUGGAGACCAAUCAGAAACGUCUGGUCAUCCAAGGCAAAGUUGUGGACAUGCACUACAGUCACCCUAGAAACAAGUACGAAGACUGGCUCUGCAACACUUGUGGCCUGUACAAUUUCCGGAGGCGGUUGAAGUGCUUCAGGUGUGGAGCAGCCAAAGUCGAGGGUGAGGCGAGCAGCGUCACUGGGCUCCCUGAUCUUCAACCCACUGGAGAUUUUUAUGGAGACACAAUCAUCUUGAGAAACAUUGCUCCUCUGACCACAGUGGAAGCCAUUUUGACAGCACUGGCACCUUACGCCAAUUUGUCAUCCAAUAACAUUCGCCUUAUUAAGGACAAGCAAACAGGCCAGAACAGAGGAUUUGCUUUUGUGCAGCUGUCCUCCCCUCUGGAGGCUUCCCAGCUGCUAACCAUCUUACAGGGGUUGCAGCCUCCCCUGAAACUGGAUGGGAAAACGAUUGGUGUGGAUUAUGCCAAGAGUGCUAGAAAGGACCUUUUACUACCUGAUGGGAAUCGUGUCAGUGCUUUUUCUGUUGCCAGCACAGCUAUUGCAGCAGCACAGUGGUCAUCAGCUCAGCCACAGCAGACCUCAGAUGGGAUGUCAGAGUAUGCCUGUCUGCAAGAAGGAUACGCUCCUCUGUCGCAGGACUAUCAGACAUACUAUCAACAAGGUGCAGCAGCCAGCACUUGUCAGGGAAAUGGAAUCCUGGGAGCCGCUCCAGGUGUAAAGCUUGUUCCUGCUGCCGUUGUGAUAUCACAGAGUCCACAAGUCUACCAACCACAUAUCAUUGCACAAGCUGCUGUACAGGCAGGACUCGCAGUUGACUCUGUGGCUGCUUUGGCUGUAGCUGCUGCUCCUGUUAGUGGAGCCAGCGUAGUACCAGCCUCUGGACACAUGGCGGAGAGCACCAGUGGUGUUGUUCCUGAUACAUCUACCUACCAAUAUGAUGAGUCUUCUGGCUAUUAUUACGACCCUCAGACUGGCCUCUACUACGACCCAAAUUCACAUUAUUAUUACAAUACUCUGACUCAGCAGUACCUGUACUGGGAUAGUGAGAAACAGACAUAUGUACCUGCCUCUGCCAACAUAAACCCAGGACAGAAUGAUGAAACAGCAAAUCGCUCAGCAGGAGGCAACAAGGAGCCUAAAGAGAAAAAAGAGAAGCCUAAGAGCAAGACUGCACAGCAGAUUGCUAAAGACAUGGAACGGUGGGCUAAAAGUCUCAAUAAGCAGAAAGAAAACUUCAAAAGUAGCUUUCACCCCAUUAGUCAAGAAGAUAGGAAGGAGGCAGCAGCUGCUGAUGCUGGAUACACAUUGUUUGAAAAGAAGCAGGCAGGUCUAGACAGACUCAUGCAAGAGGUGGCGAGGUGCGCUGAAGAGGAAGCUCUUCCCAUAAGCUCUGCCGGUUCUUCCAAGUGUGGCCUGGUGGCAGCCUACAGUGGAGACAGUGAUCCUGAGGAAGGAGGAGGAGGAGUAGAACCUGAUGGUGGAGACAUGAGUCAGGACAAGCUCACAGACUGGACAAAGAUGGCUUGUCUACUGUGCAGGAGACAGUUUCCUAACAAAGAGGGUUUGAUGCGACAUCAGCAGCUCUCUGACCUUCACAAGAAAAAUCUAGAAGUUCUCCGCAGAUCCAAAAUGAGUGAAGCAGAGCUGGAAGAGCUAGAAAGGAAAGAAACAGAGCAAAAAUACAGGGACAGAGCAGCAGAGAGGAGAGAAAAAUACGGCAUCCCAGAACCACCAGUGCCUAAAAAGAAGAAAUUCAGCCAGCCAGCAACAGUCGUGAACUAUGAACAGCCGACUAAAGAUGGUCUUACCAGUGAUAAUAUUGGGAACAAAAUGCUGCAGGCCAUGGGCUGGAAGGAGGGGAAAGGUCUUGGUCGCAACCAGCAGGGCAUCACAGCUCCAAUAGAGGCACAGCUACGAACUAAAGGAGCUGGACUUGGCACCAAGGGUACCAAUUACACCCUAUCGGCUUCGGAUACAUACAAGGACGCAGUCCGAAAGGCCAUGUUUGCCCGCUUCACAGAAUUGGAAUGAGUUGUUUUCCAACUAGACUGUUGAUUUGAUCUGUGAAAUAUCUGCUAAAACAUCGCAGAGGACAUAAUGGACUCUUGUUAAAUAAUUUCACUCCCUGUAUGAUUCAUAAUGGUUAUUCUUCCUGUCACACAAAGGGACCAUCCAGUGAAAUUUGUUAAUCUUACCUGAGUUUGUAAAUGAUAUAAUUUAUAAGUUGUACAUAUGCAUAGUGAAUUGCCUUUGUUUUACUUAGCUUUUUUUCAUAAUUUGAUCUGAGUUUGUCUUGGCAUGUUAUGACUGUACAGUUUAUACAAGAUCUUGUCAAAGUGUAAAGAAAAUAAACAAGAUUUAAGUUGGGAUCAUUA